UUUACAGUCAAUUUAUUUUUAUAAGGGGACAGAGAUUUUUUUGUAGAAGCAUAGCCCAACAAUAAUGUAAAACAUAAUACUCAUAAAAUGGAAUUCUUGUCAAAACAGUGCAUUGUCAGAGUAUGAUCACAAACCAGAUAACAGUUAGUGUGCAGGUAUCAUGCUUGUGAAAGACAAAAGGCCAUUAAUGUACUUCUAACUCAGCCAGUUCUCUGCUCUGGUGCCCUAUGAAAAGGCAUCACCCACACUGUGCCAUGAUGGAGACACUGCAGGAGCUACCUUUCCCUUUCUUUCCCAUGAGAAAAGUUCAUGGACUUGCUUCCUGAUGCUGGUUAUCAGUGCAGCCACAGCAGCAAAGUGCUCCCACUGCAAACCUACGUUCCCUGGUGAGUGUUACAAUACUCCCAUUCCAGAGUUAAAAUCCCUGCAAUUGUUUUGAUUUGAAGGAGAUGUGUCUAUUUAAAGUGACCUGUGACAUUCAGAUAUUCCCUAAAAACAGUUAUCUCCAGGACUUCUUUCAUCUAGGACUGCACACCUGCCAGCCUGGCACUUGACUAGAGAAGACCAUAGCAUGAUUUCUCCUCUCAAGAUUAAGCAGAGAAAGCCGAAAAUCAGGACAUAAUUUAAAGCUAAGACUUUUUCCUCUAAGCCUCUGAUUUAGCUUAAGAUAUGGAAAUUCAUUAUAUUUGCAUAUGAUACACUCAAGAAAAAAAAUUAAGUCUAUUACUACACAUCCUAGUCUCAUUUAAAAAUGAUGCAAGUCUGUCUUUAGGGAAAAAAAAUGAGUAGUCCCCAGAGCUUUUCACCAAAAAAUCCCCAAACUACUCUGCAAUUCCCUGGCAGAUGACCAACAGAGAAUCAAAGAACUUGCAAAGCCACAAAAGCAAAGGGCUGUUAGCAAGCGCACCAGUACUCUUGGGUGAUUUGCAGCUUCUCAGAGCAAUGUUUGCUUACAAGAAAAAUGAACACGGGAUAUUAUUGACCUGUUCAACCUGUUACUUCAAAUAUACACAGCACAGGGCAGCUUAGGUUAACACUCACACAUCCAGGCUCUUAGCAGAGCCAGUGGUGACUAUUUAUUUGAAAACACAUGGACAACAAAAGUUUACAGUUUUGAAACUUGGGAUUUUUGAUGGAGACCAUUGAAGAUGAUACUACUAUAAUGCUUCGUACCACAAAAACUCUGGAAAAUGUAGAGAGGAGGCAUGUAAGUGUUUACAGAUCCUGUAAUGUCAGCGAAUGCUCAAUAUAGAGAACCUUAAAAGAAAUGAGCUCUAGAAUAGGUGAAGUGUUCACAUCUUGAUGGACUACAAAGAACUCAUCUCCACCUAUUUCAUGAUCUGUAGGGACUCAAGAUUCCUCAUUCCAAACUUUAAGGGACUCAACUAGAAAUAUGUCAGGGGAACUGGACAUCAGUUUUCCUCCUCAUUCAAGAUAUCUGGAAGUUAUUUGUUUAGUCAUUGUCAUGAUCCCAUUUGAAUGGUCUACUAACAACUGGCAUUUUCUCCCACACACAAACUAACACUUUUAUAGAAGAAUACCACAUUUUCCGUUGUAUUCCUUCUCCUAUUAUCAACAGUACAGUCUGAAGUCAUAAUCUCCGAAUAAAUAUUAGUAGUUUGUUUUACUACUGUAGAACACUGGCAUUUGUUAGAAAGAGAAAAUAGUCAAACCAAACACACAAAUAAAUCAGAGUGAAACAUUAUUUCUCUGUCUAGGAAUGACAUUUAUAUAGCCAUUUAGUUGACUCACAGAAUUCAGCAGGCAAGCUUUCCUGCUGCCGCUAGUUGCAAGUUUUACUUCAGCCCAUGGUGGGGUUCCUUGUGCAGAUGUGUGUGAUGGCUGACAGAAGACGGGUGACAAGGUUUAACCAUCCAUGACAGCUCUGCAGUCUGUUGAACUCUUCAGUGACAGCAGCAUUUCCAUGCUGGUGUCACCCACCUCUACUGAAAACAGACCCCUGUCUGCAAACCUGAAAUUUUGUGGCAGGGGCUUGCUCUCAGGCAGAGCAGUUCUAGAAGAAAUAGAAACUGUUCUGGAAUGCAUCUAUAAGUCACCAUACUGAUCCUAGAAAAUAGAGUUUGACACACAAGAUGAUCCUGCAUUGGCUCCUUGGCUAUAAACUCACCCUCAACUGUAAUCAGGGGUAAUUUUCAUGUGUGGACCAUCUGAGAGGAGAGAUGUAUUACAACAUUCAGAACUGGCCCCUCUGCUUCCACAGAAAUGUAUAGUAGUAACGCUCAUUGCUGAACUAUAAAUUUCUGAAAUCCCACCUUAGGAAGGUUUUGUGUAUCAGGAUGUAGCCACCUGUUCUAUAGUAUAAAUGACUACAAAAGAACCUGUACAGCGAAAUUAAGAACAGUAAUCUGCAGUAUUGUAAGGAUGCUAUGCAGCAAAGAAAGUCCUCUGUAUCUAGAAAAUAGUGUCUCAGUAAUGCUACUCACAGAUUUUGAAGUACUAACAGGCAAAUCACCUGACUGGCAGCUAACUCAUAAGCAAGUGCUGUUUGUUCAGAGCUUACUAAAUUUUGAACAAUGUGGCUGCUAAUGAAUCAGUGUUGCUCAGUGUAGUACAGUGCAGAUUAAUUAACUCCCUUUAAGCCCUCCCCAGACUUUAACCAUUACUAUAGAUAGAUCAGUGCAAAGUAUUUCUUCUAUGUGCUGCAGUGAUUUAAAAAGUGCUGUUCCACUAGAAACUGUCCAGAGUAAUAGCAGAAGUAUUGUGUAAAUUUGAGUUCCUCCUUCCCUUGAAUGCUGUGCAUUGUCCUACCUUAUCAAAAAUGAGUUUCCAAGGCAUUAAUGAGCAACUUCCACUGAAGCAUGCAAGUAUACUUUGUACUUCUGAAAAGUCACGGGGACAGUCAUUUAAAAGAGUAAACAAAACCCCAAAAUGCAAAAGGAGACAAUAAUAACCGGAGGAUUAGAGGCUUUUAGAUGAGGAACAACAGUUGAAUACUGCUUUUAUUCCACUCUGAAGAUACAACUACACAAAUUAGUACAACUGUUCCCCAUAUAGCAGUGAUCAGCACAAAAACGUUUACUGGAAAUUGCUAAGAAACAGGCAUUUUCAUGACACAAGGGGAAAAUGACAACUCAUAAAACAAAGUUAAAAAAUUAAAAAUUACAGAGCUACAAACGAGACCAACUUACAGAAUUUCUGCUGAAAAGACAUUAUUAAGGCAGUGCAGCCUUCUACCAAGCUUUGGUGACUUUAGGAAUAGUCAGUGUUUUCACUGAAGGUGAAGGAAAAGUUUGUCUGAGUGAAGAGCCUAUGAGCUGCCCAGCAGAGCAAGGAAAUUGCUCUCCAAGACAUGUACAUCUAUGCACAGUCAAGAAUUCCCGUCCCUGCUCUAUCUACCCCUGAUGGUUAUCAGAAGGCAAAUACUGGCCUUGUCGGGAGCACCAAACUCAUCUGAUCUGGCUGUAUUGAUCCUUUAGCACCUUGCAAUUGGAUCUUUUCAUUCGAUACUAUGUAAACAUAUUGCAAGGAUUAUUCCUAUGCCUACCACAGAUCUGGUAAGGGAGAGCUAAUGUUGUAGAAGAUUAUUGCUAUCGCUCCCCUCUGUCAUGCUCAGGGAACUAGGAAGAGAGAGAUUGCUGUUGUGGAAAAUCAGUCCCUCACACUUGCGUUUCAGUGCUAAUACCUCUCUACUGGGCUAAAUUACUGCAGCUGCCUUUCUGCCACUGGCAGACCAGGACAUGAGAUAAAAGAUCAGUAGUACCCUGCUUCUUUCCUGAGCUUCUCUAUCCAGGCCAUUCUUAGAAAAUGAAUUAGCAAUAUCUGUUUUUUCUUAAAAACAGAGAGUCCAAAGGAGGACACCCAACUUCGGUCACUGUAUUGUCUCUCUGUCAUCUCUCUUAUGCCCCAUGUUCUGUUCUCCUCACCCUCUACCCUCCUGUUAGCACCUCCUGAAGCAGAAUCAGGUCUUUCUCUGGUCUUCCUUGUGUGAGAAAAUGGAACCAAUUUAAUUUUUAAAAACGUUUGGCCAAAAUCAGGUCAAAACAUUCCAGAAGUUCAAUGUCAGGAUGCCUUGGCAGUUUGCCUCUACAAAAUUGAGUCAAAUGGGCUCACUUGCCCUGGGUGAAGAGUCCCUCCAUGAAAGGUUAAAAUUCCCACCACACCUCCCAGGCAGGCAGAAAGAGAUAAGGCAGCAGAUAACAGGGAACUUCGUGGCAUUUCCUGCAGCCACCCUCCUGCUGGAGCUGUAGGACCUGGCUUUGGUCCAUUCCCUGUGCAUUUAAAGUGCAGGCACCUGAUCUAUGUCAUCCUAGCUCACAGGGAGAGAGGCAGCUUACGACUUAUACCCAGCAUCCAAACACACGCAUUUAGUUUCAUAGAAUCAUAGAAUAGUUUGGGUUGGAAGUGACCUUGAAGAUCAUCCAAUUCCAGCCCCCCUGCCAUGGGAAGGGACAUCCCACUAUAUCAGGCUGCCCAGGGCCCCAUCCAACCUGGCCUUGAACACCUCCAGGGAUGGGGCAGCCACAGCUUCGCUGGGCAACCUGUGCCAGUGCUUCACCGCUCUCAUGGUGAAGAAAUUCUCCUUAUAUCUAGUCUAAAUCUGCCCCUCUCCAGUUUGUACCCAUUGCCCCUCGUCCUAUCACUCCAAGGUUUUUGUGAACAGUCCCUCUCCAGCUUUCUUGUAGCCCCUUCAGGUACUGGAAGGUCGCUAUAAGGUCUCCUCUUCUCCACACUGAACAACCCCAACUCUCUCAGCCUGUCCUCGCAGGGGAGGUCCUUCAUCUUUGUAGCCCUCCUUCAUAUAUAUACGUUUAAAAACCAGCCGAACUAUGUAGAUUAUAAAGAACAUAAAAGAUAUAUAGCAUUAAAAUAUGUGAAAACACAUGGAUUAUACAAUGUAUGCCUGUACGCAGGUGCGAUUCCGGGGUGGUCCCUGCAGGCGGGGGCUGCGGGAGCGGCUCGGGCCCGCGGGUCCAGGUGAGCGGGGGCAGGGGUGUCCCGGGCCUCAAGGAGUUACGGGGCAGGAGCAGGAUGACUUCACUCCCGCCGGCCCCGUUUCACAAUCCCGCGGCGUUCAGAAGGGGCGAGCACUGUGUCAAGCCCAGCGCGCUCCGCCGCGCACACACCCCCGUGUUCUCACGCCGGAUUUUCCCGGGCCAUGAAUAAUCUCGAAGCCCCCUCGAUAAAUACACGUUCAGGGAUGCCCGGAGCUCAUUCAACCCCACAGCCUCACCGAGGAGAAAGGGACGAGAAACAGCGUCGUCAUGAAGUUUCCCCGGGGCUGCGACUGCGAGCGGGACCGCCCCGCCGCGCUGCUGCUGCUGCUGCUGCUGCCGCUGCUGCUGUCGGGGGCCGCCGCCGCCCCGCUGCCCCCCGCCGACUCCUCCGGGGAGGCUGAGCUGGAGCCGGCGGCGGGGCGGCGGGAGGCGCUGCCCGACUGCGUGCGGCUGGCCAGGCUGCUGCACGCCCGGGCCGCCCAGCUGCAGCAGGAGAUGUGCGAGAAGUUUACCGUCUGCGAGAACAGCAUGGAAAUGCUCGUGCGGAACAACCUCAACCUCCCCAAGGUGACGGAGGAAGAUGGGUGUAUGCUCGCCGGCUUCGAUGAGGAUAAAUGCUUGAAGAAAAUCUCCAGUGGGCUUUAUACAUUUCAGACGUACCUUCAAUACGUACAAGAAACUUUUGUCAGUGAAAAGCAAAACAUCGAAUCGCUGUGCUAUAGCACAGAGCACCUAGCACGCACCAUAAGACAGAUGGUGAUCAAUCCUGAUGAAGUGAUCAUCCCGGACUCAGCUACCCAAGAAUCGCUCCAUGCCAAGCUGAAGUCCGAUAAGACUUGGAUAGAGAAAAUCACCACCCAUCUUAUCCUCCGAGACUUUACUUCAUUUAUGGAGAAAACCGUGAGGGCCAUUCGCUAUUUGAAAAACACCAGGAGUAUCAGUGUCUGAAUGUUUUAAUUCAGGCACAAUCCUUUGUUACAAAUCUGUCAUGUGGCAGAUGACAGUGUUGUUCUGUUUUAAGAACCAGAAAUAGUAACAAUGAUUUGCAUUUUUAUAUAUUCUUAUUUCCUUCUAGGAACCUAUUUAUUGUAUUUAAAAUAUUUAUUAAAAUGUUUCCUAUUUAUUUUUCUGAUAUUUAGAAAUAAUUUAAACAAAGAAUGUCUUUUAUUUCAUUUCUAAUGGUACUAUUCAGAAUAUCAACUUAUUAAAUACGUAUUCAAUGAAAAAUAUUUUCAGAAGA
Messenger RNA from Cuculus canorus (common cuckoo), 6195 nucleotides. RefSeq names its product interleukin 6 (gene IL6). The coding region runs from base 5223 to 5903 and encodes 226 amino acids. The transcript has 4 exons. The record is from RefSeq and is a predicted model, not a curated record. Gene Ontology annotation, molecular function: growth factor activity; interleukin-6 receptor binding; cytokine activity. Gene Ontology annotation, cellular component: extracellular region. Lineage: Eukaryota; Metazoa; Chordata; Aves; Cuculiformes; Cuculidae. Gene Ontology annotation, biological process: positive regulation of cell population proliferation; immune response; T-helper 17 cell lineage commitment.